GGCAAAAAACAUCUCUGCAUCUUAAAGAGGGAAUGUGAUCACGAAGCCUGACUUAUUCACAAUCUUUUCAAAUAUGUUCUCAAUCCAGGCUCGUUUCACCAUUCACCAAACAUUGAUGGAGAUUCCAUAUGCAAUUGGCUAGGGUACCAGCACCUGGUCUGAAUGGGUUGGAUGAGCUUGUCUCCAAGGUUUCCCCAGCCCCAUCUGGAGCCUGAACCCCUGCACUACUGUGUUUUCUCUGCUUCAUCCUAGCAAGAUCAAGUGUCUCCCCAGAGGCUCCCAGUAAUUACUCCCCAGUAAUUGACCCGGAGCCCCCAAGGUAGAAAACAGCACGCUGGGUGCAGAACUGGCAGGGUUACUGUUACUUCAUUAGGCCCAUUUAUCCAUCUCCAAGUGGGAAGGUUCCUAAACUUAUGUGCAAAGAGUGAGGGAGCAUUUGUAUGUGUGUCUCUCUGCGUGUCUUCCACUUUACCCCAGAGAUCCUAAAUUAAAACAUCCUUCUAACCUAGGAAACCCCAGUAUUUGAUUGACAUCAUCUGCACAAUAGUUGUCAGAAAAAACAACAUAUAUUUGCAUAAUGACACAUUUGCAAAAAUAUGUCACAGUUUGCUACCACUUGCCCUUCCAAGGAUUAGAGAAUUUUUUCAGUUUACCCUCUCCCAGAAGUUCCCAUCCAUCCUCUUUUUUUUUAACUUGGUUGUGAAAUCAGUUAACCAAACCGGGAAAUUUCUUAGCUCCUCACUUCUGCUUUUGAAGGCCAUAAAAUAGUGAGGGAGAAACUGGCAGACAGCAUACCUCUUGGAGACGCAACAGGCCACUCCGGGAUUCUAUUCUCUCCAGACAGCCUUCAUUGUCCAGGUUUCUGAAGCAGCCAUGGCAACGGUACCUGAACCCACCAACGAAGUGAUGGCUUACUACAGUGACAAGAAUGACCUGUUAUUUGAGGCUGACGGCCCCAAACAGAUGAAGUGCUGCGUCCAACACCUGGACCUCAGCUCCACGGGAGAUGAGAGCAUCCACCUGCAAAUCUCCCACCAGCUCUACAACAAAAGCUUCAGGCAUGUGGUGUCGGUCAUCGUGGCUGUGGAGAAGCUGCAGAAGAUCCCCUGCUCACAGACCUUCCAGGAUGAUGGCCUGAAGAGCAUCUUUUCACUCAUCUUUGAAGAAGAGCCUGUCAUCUUUGAAACGUACGACGAUGAUCUUCUGUGUGACGCGGCUGUGCAGUCGCUGACCUGCAAACUCCAGGACAGAGACCAAAAAUCCCUGGUGCUGGCUAGCCCGUGUGUGCUGAAGGCUCUCCACCUCCUCGCACGGGACAUGAACCGAGAAGUGGUUUUCUGCAUGAGCUUCGUGCAAGGAGAUGAAAGUAACGACAAGAUACCUGUGGCCUUAGGCCUCAAGGAAAAGAAUCUAUACCUGUCUUGUGUGAUGAAAGGCGAUAGGCCCAUCCUGCAGCUGGAGGAGGUAGACCCCAAAACUUACCCAAAGUGGAAGAUGGAAAAGCGAUUUGUCUUCAACAAGACAGAAAUCAAGAAUAGCGUCGAAUUUGAAUCUGCCCUGUACCCCAACUGGUACAUCAGCACCUCUCAAGCAGAAGAAAAGCCCAUCUUCCUAGGACGUUCCAAAGGCGGCCAUGAUAUAACUGACUUCACCAUGGAAAUCAUCUCUCCCUAAAGGAAGCUGUACCCAGAGUCCAUAUGGGCUGAAUGACCCUGAGGGCUAGCAGAAGGGGAAUCGAAGAGCAUGGCUGCAGCCUGAACUUCACUGUUGUCUAAUCAAUGCCCAACUUCCCUCCGUAUAUUCGUGCUACGAGACCUCCUGCCCACCAGCCGGCGGGAAUAACCCCACUCUUCCCACGCUUCUUCUGCCCGUCCUCAGACCCCAACCACUGAGCCAGCCCUCUCUCCCCUCUUCCACUCACUCAAAGCCAGCCUGGCAGAAACCAUGGCACACUAGGUUCAGAGAAAUCCUCUGUCCUUUGCACACAGCUUCUGAUGAGUGACCAUUUCAUUAUUUAUUUAUUUAUUUAUUGAUGGGUUAAUCUAUUUAAUUUAAUUCAAGGGGGCCAAGAAACAGCAGAGUCUGUGAAAAAUCCCUGUCUUCUAUAUCUGUGGAACCAAUUUCAUUUGGGCUAGUGUGCCGUCUUUAUAUCAAGUCCUUUCACUAAGCCGGAAAAUAUUUAAGCUCAGAUCAUUUCAAAAGGAAUAUUUAUGAAUGAGGAAGGAUGAUCAGAUUGUUCAAUGAUUUUGAAAUAAAGUUCACUGAAAACAAA
Messenger RNA from Orcinus orca (killer whale), 2272 nucleotides. RefSeq names its product interleukin 1 beta (gene IL1B). Bases 874 to 1674 code for a protein of 266 amino acids. The record is from RefSeq and is a predicted model, not a curated record. Gene Ontology annotation, biological process: cytokine-mediated signaling pathway; positive regulation of immature T cell proliferation in thymus; inflammatory response. Lineage: Eukaryota; Metazoa; Chordata; Mammalia; Artiodactyla; Delphinidae. The transcript has 7 exons. Gene Ontology annotation, molecular function: interleukin-1 receptor binding; cytokine activity.